AUGUUUUAUAAGCAAGAGAAGGGUCAUUGUCUUCUUGUGGUGGUGUACGUCGAUGAUCUUCUUGUUACUGGUUCAAGUCGUGAAGUGAUUCUUGAGUUUAAAAGGAGAAUGGGGUUAAAGUUUGAUAUGAGCGACCUUGGUAAAUUAAGUUACUAUCUCGGUAUCGAAGUUUCUCAAACAGAUUCUGGUAUUACUCUGAAGCAAGAAAGAUAUGCAGUCAAGAUUCUGGAAGAAGCAGGUAUGGGGGAGUGUAAUGCAGUUCAAAUACCAAUGGAUUUUGGUGUUAAGUUCUCCAAGGCUCAAGCUGAGAAAAGUAUUGAUGUGAAGGAGUAUCGUAGAAAGAUUGGCUGUCUUCGGUACUUGAUUCAGACUCGACCUGAUCUUUCUUACUCUGUUGGUGUUUUAAGUCGGUACAUGCAUGAUCCUAAGGAGUCUCAUGGUGCUACAUUAAAGCAAAUAUUGAGAUAUUUGCAGGGAACUCGAUCGUAUGGUCUUGUGUAUAAGCGAGGGCAGAAUACUCGUUUGAUUGGGUUUAGUGACAGUAGUCACAAUGUGGAUGAAGAUGACGGUAGAAGCACGGGAGGUCAUGUUUUCUAUCUUAAUGAAUGUCCCAUUACUUGGUGUUCUCAGAAGCUUGAUACAGUGGCAUUAUCUUCAUGUGAGGCUGAAUUUGUGGCUGUCACUGAGGCUGCAAAGCAAGCAAUCUGGUUACAAGAAGUUCUGAGUGAAGUUACUGGAAAACCGUGUGAGAAGGUCUUGAUCUUACUGGACAACAAGUCAGCGAUCGCUCUCACUAGGAACCCUGUCUUCCAUGGCCGCAGUAAGCAUAUUCACAAGAGGUAUCAUUUUAUACGUGAGUGUGUGGAUAAUGAACAGGUUGAGGUGGAGCACAUUUCUGGUGAAGAGCAAAAGGCCGACAUCCUGACCAAAGCUCUUGGUAGGAUUAAGUUUAAGGAGAUGAGAGAUCUCCUAGGAGUUCAAGAAGUUUCAGAAGGAGUCUUCAAGCUUGUGGGGGAGAAUGUUGGCACAAACUUGAAGAUAACUUAG
Camelina sativa (false flax) is the source of this 1047-nucleotide messenger RNA. Lineage: Eukaryota; Viridiplantae; Streptophyta; Magnoliopsida; Brassicales; Brassicaceae. The record is from RefSeq and is a predicted model, not a curated record.